This is a messenger RNA of Laetiporus sulphureus 93-53, 639 nucleotides long. RefSeq lists its product as uncharacterized. The transcript has 8 exons. Lineage: Eukaryota; Fungi; Basidiomycota; Agaricomycetes; Polyporales; Laetiporaceae. Bases 1 to 639 code for a protein of 212 amino acids. The record is from RefSeq and is a predicted model, not a curated record.
AUGGCUUUUCUCGUCACUGAAGACACCUACUCACUCCCCACCUUUAAACUCCUUGUAGUCAGUACUGCAUGGAUGAGGCACAUUCUCCACUAUGUGAAGUCCAUUGCCCUUGCAGAACAGAAGCACAUAAGGGCCCAGGGAUCAGUGCAAUCUUGCUCUGAGACUUCUAAGCUGCAAUCUCGCAAGCAACAUGGUUCUUCACCCUUUUGUCCUAUCAUCAAUGAUGAUGAGCUAAUCUUCCUGGCCUGUGCCUUAUGUAAAGGCUUGAAGGGCUUCUGGCUGUCAUGUUGUUCUGUCACCAGUGAGCGCAUGACUCCAUCAACCUUGCUUGCAUAUCGAGAGCUGCUUUCAUCAGUGAGAGCAGCCCCAGGUGGAACAGAUGAAGAUGAUGCUUCUGGUAUCAUGCAGGACAAAGAAGGACAUAGAGAGGGAGGGGGGGAGGUUGAAAACUUUGCUGCGACAUCAGUAUGCAUCCACAAUUUGCCGGUCAAUGUGUCCACGUACACAAUAUACUCUACUGCAACAGCAUGUGCAUCAUCAAGUGCAGUGCUCGACACCAGCAAUCUGCACAAAGAUGUCAAAUUUGCUCUGGUAAAGUCACUGGUAGCUCCUUUCGCCCCCGGCGUCCUGACCAAAUGA